AUGCAACUCAUAACAUCAGAUGGAAUUGUUGAAAAUGAUGUGCACUCCAGUUUUGUCCAGUGGGGACUGAAGGGUCCUGAACGCAGAGAGAUACAGAGAGAGAUUUUAUCUGUUUUAGGAUUGCCUCAUAGACCAAGACCUCACUUACAUGAGAAGACAUCUGCCCCAAUAUUCAUGAUGAAUCUUUACAAUUCAGUAAGUAUCAAUGAAGAGAGAAAAGAUAGCUUUCAGUACUUUAAUUUUUUUACCAAGGAUGAUCCUUCCCUUGUCCAUCUUCAUGAAAACCACUUUCUUACUGAUGCGGAUUUUGUUAUGAGUUUUGUUAACCUAGUGGAGAAUGACACCAAAUUCUGUCACCAAUGCUACAGGUUUGAUCUUGCUGAUGUUCCAGUUGGAGAACAAGUGACAGCAGCUGAGUUGCGCGUAUAUAAAGAUGCAACAAACUACAAUGAAACCUACCAAAUCAACAUCUACCAGGUGCUUCAGGAACAUUCUAGUCAGCUGUUAAAGCUGGACAGCCAGAUAAUCACAGGUGCAGAAAGUGGAUGGUUGACAUUUGACAUUACUGCAUCAAGCAAUGAUUGGGUGGAUAAUCCUCAGGACAAUCUUGGACUACAAAUGAGAAUAGAAACGAUGGACAGGAAAAGUGUUAAGGCUCAAUCAGUUGGUCUAGUUGAUAAAAGUGGACCACAGGAGAAGCAGCCAUUUAUGGUGGCAUUUUUUAAAACUGCAACAAUUCACCUACGUAGUGUUCGUUCUGCAAACAGUAAACACACACACCAAGACAAAAAGGUGGUAAAGGAACACAACCUUCCAUUAGCCAAUAUUACAGAGAACUUUAUGAGUAGCAGCGGUAGUAAUAGUGGGCAUCGAUUCUUGAAACAGGCCUGCAAGAAGCAUGAACUGUAUGUGAGUUUCCGUGACCUUGGCUGGCAAGAUUGGAUAAUUGCCCCAGAAGGAUAUGCUGCUUACUACUGUGAAGGGGAAUGUGCUUUUCCACUCAACUCUUACAUGAAUGCUACUAAUCAUGCAAUUGUCCAAACCUUAGUUCACUUUAUUAAUCCUGAGACUGUCCCAAAGCCAUCUUGUGCCCCUACAGAACUUCAGGGAAUCUCUGUCUUGUAUUUUGAUGACAAUUCCAAUGUUAUAUUAAAGAAGUACAGAAACAUGGUGGUGAGAUCAUGUGGCUGCCACUAG
Staurois parvus is the source of this 1197-nucleotide messenger RNA. The record is from the annotation of a GenBank genome assembly. NCBI's taxonomy places the organism in Eukaryota, Metazoa, Chordata, Amphibia, Anura, Ranidae.